Amyelois transitella is the source of this 1114-nucleotide messenger RNA. RefSeq lists its product as uncharacterized. NCBI's taxonomy places the organism in Eukaryota, Metazoa, Arthropoda, Insecta, Lepidoptera, Pyralidae. The transcript is spliced from 3 exons. Bases 39 to 932 code for a protein of 297 amino acids. The record is from RefSeq and is a predicted model, not a curated record.
AUACUCUGGUGAUUACAACAAAUUUGUGUGAAUCCAAUAUGCAGAUCUCAAAUUUAAGAUGGUACACAGUCUUAUUUGGCUACUUAGUAACACAUGUGAAGGCGUAUCCCAUGCAAACAUGGUACCCACCACAAGGUCCUAGAGAAUAUCCCGAUGACGAAUAUUAUUACGCGCCGAAAGUCCAAUAUUAUUACGACGCCCCAGCAAUGAGCGUUCCGGAAGUUUAUGGACAAAUGCCAUACCCAUAUAUAUAUGACCCUUAUGAACAUUUCUUUGCCAACGAAGGCUCCAAACGACAAGAAGAACGACUCGCUGCUCUACCAAUCGGACAAGAGACUUGGUUCGAAAAUGAUGGUAAUUCACGCUGGCGAAGUAACGAUGUCGAUGAUGUCAGCGCUGCUUUCUUAGACAACCUUAUCCUAACACAAAUGGCUCAAGAUGCUCAAAGGCGACGUGAAAACUCUCGUGUAGCAUUCCCGCCUGUAGAUUAUGAAGAUAAGAACGCAGAGGACGAAGAUGUCCGCGAACUUAAAGCCUUAGCUGGAAAACCACUAUAUCAUGUUCCAAAAACAGUUCCGAAGGAUGAUGAUUAUGAUUACGCAUCUGAUGAAGGAUUCAUAAAUUGGAAUGGAAACAAAAGAAGUGUGACGACAGUUGCUCCCGCAUCAAGUACGAUGGAACCUAAAGCAGGUCAAAAGGAAAUAGCAAUUCCACCGCAAGGACAAACUACGAAAAUCUGGAAUCAUUUUAAUGGAAGUCACAAAAGGGAUACAGAAUACUACAAUAAAAUUGUAAAGUUACUGGCAGUCAAUCCCAAGUCCACAUCACCACAAGAAUCAACGAAAGGAAAGAGGAUCAAUAAACGGUUCGUGGCGGGAGACAGCGACCUCGUGCUGGAACUUCGAGGCUUGAAACAACGCAUUGCUACUUAAACGUGCAUUGAUCACCGCCAACAAAUAUGAGACUGAGUACAUUAAAUGUAGACUAAAUAUUUAUUGACAAAGGCGACAUUACGGCUGAGAAAAUUCUAUCAAAUCUAAAAUCUAGAUGUCCAUACAUAAGAUAAGCAGUCAUUUUAAUGCCAUUUACAUAAUAAUGAAUUUUAGGUUUGGGA